Molecule: messenger RNA, 10066 nt
Organism: Grus americana (Whooping crane)
Lineage: Eukaryota; Metazoa; Chordata; Aves; Gruiformes; Gruidae
Gene: RALGAPA2
Product: Ral GTPase activating protein catalytic subunit alpha 2
Exons: 41
Coding region: 303-6068 (1921 amino acids)
Biological process (GO): positive regulation of GTPase activity; regulation of small GTPase mediated signal transduction
Cellular component (GO): nucleus; cytoplasm
Molecular function (GO): GTPase activator activity
Source: RefSeq, a predicted model, not a curated record
GCGAGCAGCCGGCGGCGGGGCCGGCCGGUUCCGUGCUGGCACGCCCACCGCGGCGGUGGCGGCGGCAGCAGCAGCAGUAGCGGAGGGCGGCGAGCUCGGUCUCCCGGUGGGGUAGCUCCCAUCCUCUUCCCCUCCCUCCCCGCAGCCCGGGGCGGCGCGGCCGUAGCGGGCGGGGCUGUGGGCGCCCGUCCCCGCACCUGCCCGGCCGCCGGGCCCUCAGCCGCUGCCGCGGACAACAGCCCCGCGCGGCCCGCACUGCCCGAGGGGAGCCCCUUCCCCUCAGCCGCGCGCCCCGAGCCGGGAUGUUCUCCAGGAAGGGCCACGCCGAUGUCAGGAAAUCCACCCAGAAGGCGCUGGACCCCAAGCGGGACGUGCUUACCCGCUUCAAGCACCUCCGGGCGCUGCUGGAUAUUGUGGAUGGAAGUGAGCUGAAACAACUUUUCGAGAACCAUUAUUCUCAAAUUUAUUUUAUAUUCUAUGAAAACUUCAUAACACUGGAAAAUAGCUUGAAACAAAAAGGGAAUAAAUCGCAAAGGGAGGAGCUGGACUCCAUUCUCUUUAUUUUUGAAAAAAUAUUGCAGCUACUACCCGAGAGGAUUUUUUAUCGAUGGCAUUUUCGCAGUAUAGGGUCGAUUCUGAAGAAACUUUUGCACACUGGAAAUUCUCUCAAGAUAAGAUGUGAAGGAAUCCGCCUGUUUCUUCUCUGGCUUCAAGCGCUUCAGACUAACUCUGCGGAAGAGCAGAUAUUAAUAUUUGCAUGCCUUGUGCCUGGCUUUCCGCCCAUUAUGUCCUCACGAGGUCCCUGUACACUAGAUAACCUCAUUAGUCCUUCUAAUUCGCCAGACGCUAAGAUUUUUCCAGAAGAAAUAACCCCACUUCUGCCAGCUGUCUCUGGAGAGAAAAUUGCUGAAGACCAAACCUGCUAUUUUCUUCAGCUACUGUUAAAAUAUAUGGUAAUUCAGGCUGCAAGCUUAGAGUGGAAGAAUAAGGAGAACCAAGACACUGGGUUUAAGUUUCUCUUUACCUUGUUUAGAAAAUACUAUCUUCCUCACUUGUUUCCAUCUUUUACAAAGCUAACCAACCUCUACAAACCUGUUCUUGAUAUUCCUGAUAUAAGACCAAGACCAGUAUACAUUACUGCAACACGAAACAAUGAAAAUGUCUAUAGCACAAAAAUCCCAUAUAUGGCAGCUCGAGUUGUUUUUAUUAAGUGGCUUGUUACCUUCUUUCUUGAAAAGAAAUACUUAACUGCUGUUCAGAAUACAAAAAAUGGAGGAGAAAUGCUCCCUAAAAUUAUUCAGACUGUCGGUGUUGUAAACCAAGAUAAAAACGCAGAGCUGGAAACCAGUAUGUCUUACGCAAGCGAGCAGGAGAGAAGUCAUUCUAACAGCAGCACCUUGUCUGACAGAAGGCUCAGCAAUUCCAGCCUCUGCAGCAUCGAGGAGCAGCAUCGGACCGUCUAUGAGAUGGUGCAGAGAAUCCUCUUAUCCACUCGAGGAUAUGUUAACUUUGUUAACGAGGUGUUUCGACAAGCUUUUUUAUUGCCGCCUUCUGAUAUAUCUGCAACACGGAAAGUGGUUAAGGUGUAUCGAAAGUGGAUAUUGCAAGAGAAACCUGUGUUCAUGGAGGAGCCAGACAAAAGGGAAGAUGGUCAGGAUGCUGUUGUCAGCUUAGAGGAUUCGUCAGUGCAGACGGACAGUAAACAUCUUUCCUCUGACCAUUCAGGCCAUAAGCGCUCAUCCAGCUGGGGAAGAACGUACUCCUUUACCAGCGCUGUCAACAGAGGAUGUAUAUUGGAAGAAGAGGACAAAAAUGUUAAAGCUGGUGCUCAAGCUGCGUUACAGGUUUUCUUGACAAACUCUGCGAAUGUUUUCUUAUUGGAACCAUGCAUUGAAGUCCCUGCGCUUCUGAAGGAGCAAGUUGAUGCUUGCAAAGCAGUUCUGAGUAUCUUUAGGCGCAUGAUAAUGGAACUAUCAAUGAACAGAAAGACGUGGGAACAGAUGUUACAGAUACUCCUUAGAAUAACAGAAGCUGUGAUGCAGAAGCCGAAAGAAAACCAAAUGAAGGAUACAUUUGCUCAAAGCAUGUCAGGAUUACUUUUCAGGACCCUCAUUGUGGCUUGGAUCAGAGCAAACCUGAGCGUUUACAUUUCUCGGGAGCUGUGGGAUGAGCUGCUCAGUGUUCUGUCCGCCCUGACGGACUGGGAGGAGCUCAUCAACGAGUGGGCCAAUAUCAUGGACUCUCUAACAGCAGUGCUAGCAAGAACCGUGUAUGGAGUGGAGAUGACAAACUUACCCUUGGAUAAGCUCAGUGAACAGAAAGAGAAAAAGCAGAGAGGAAAAGGUGGCAUUUUAGAGCCUCAGAAGACAGCUGUAGUGGGAAGAUCUUUUUCGUUGAGCUGGAAAAGUCAUCCUGAAGUUGUGGAGCCAAUGAGAUUCAGAAGUGCUACGACCUCUGGAGCCCCAGGAGUUGAGAAAGCAAGAAAUAUUGUUCGUCAAAGAGCAACAGCUAAGCGAAGCCAGUCUAUCAGCAACUGUGUUCAUCUUUAUGAGGCUUUGCCAGCCACUAAAAGUGUACCUCUUCUGCUUCACACUGUGAGCUCUCUCUUACCUGGUAUCUCUUACACUUCUUGCUCUCACAGACUGUCAGAAGUUGAAGAAUCUCAACAGCUGGAAAAUGCAACAGGAACAGAAGCCACAGGCCUAUUUGCAGACCAAGAGCAGCAGCUAACUCGAAGUAGCAGCACUUCAGAUAUUACAGAUCAGUUUCCAUCUGAUUUUUUUCAAGGGAAAAAGGCUGGGAGUUCUCAUAAUCUAACUUCUUCAGACUCCAAAUCAGUUCAGGAAAAUAAGGGCUAUACAAAGAAGGAAUACGAAGCUGAGCAAAUACUAGUACGAAGAAGCAGUAGUACAGCUGAAUUAGAUUUGAAAGCAGACUUGCAGCAGUCACAUGGAAAUUACAGAGAGAGAGAAAAAAGUGAAAGCGUUAGCAGCGACACAUCCAUUGGCUAUAAUAAUGAAGUUGAGAUCGCGCUCGUCCCCUGGCAAGCUUCUGAAGACGACCAUGAAGUUAAUGUGCCAGCAGAUGUUUGUGUGGAUCCUGAGACACCUCGCUGGCUUCAGCUUAGUCCUUCAGAUACUGCAAAUUUAACAGACAGUAGUGAAUUCCUUGCUGAUGACUGCAGUAUAAUUGCUGGUGGAAGCCUUAUUGGCUGGCAUCCUGAUUCUGCUGCUGUGUUAUGGAGGAGGAUCUUGGGAAUUCUUGGAGAUGUGAACAAUAUACAGUCACCUAGAAUCCAUGCAAAAGUUUUUGGGUAUCUUUAUGAGCUGUGGUAUAAACUUGCAAAGAUACGAGACAACCUUGCUAUAAGUGUGGACAAUCAAUCUACUCCCUCUCCUCCAGUCUUAAUUCCUCCUCUCAGAAUAUUUGCGUCAUGGUUGUUCAAGGCGACCACCCUGCCAAAUGAAUAUAAGGAAGGCAAACUUCAGGCAUACAGGCUGAUCUGCGCUAUGAUGACUAGGCGUCAAGAUGUUCUGCCAAAUUCGGAUUUCCUGGUUCAUUUUUAUUUUGUGAUGCACCUUGGCCUAACGAGUGAAGACCAGGAUAUCUUAAAUACCAUCAUAAAGCACUGCCCACCUUGGUUUUUCUUCCUGGGCUUACCUGGCUUUACGAUGCUGAUAGGAGACUUCAUUACCGCGGCGGCCCGGGUUCUGAGCACAGACACGCUGGAGGCUCCCCGGUCAGAAGCUCACACCAUCCUUGGUUCUCUUGUUUGCUUUCCAAACAUCUACCAAGAAAUCCCGUUCUUGCGGCCCGCUUCGGAAGCCGGUGAUAUCAUUGCGGGAACAGUGGACGUGAAGUGCUACCUCAUAAAUAUUUUAUUGAAGAACGCUACAGAGGAGCCAAAUGAAGCUGCAAGGUGCAUUGCCAUUUGUGGCCUUGGAGUCUGGAUCUGUGAAGAACUAACGCAGUGCACAAACCAUCCCCAAGUGAAGGAAGCGAUCAAUGUCAUAGGUGUGACGCUGAAGUUUUCCAAUAAACUAGUCGCUCAAGUAGCCUGCGAUGUUCUUCAGCUGCUGGUUUCUUAUUGGCAAAAGCUUCAGAAGUACGAAGCCUCUCUGUCCAGAAAAAUUACUGAAAUCCUUGUGGCCACUAUUGCAUUUCUUUUGCCGAGUGCAGAAUACUCCUCUGUGGAAGCAGAUAAAAAGUUUAUAGUUUCACUGCUGCUUUGCUUGUUGGAUUGGUGUAUGGCACUGCCCAUGAAAAUGCUACUGGAGCCGGUGUCUGCUGGUCUUCUUGAAGAUCAACAUGCAUCCAAAGCUCCGUUACUGGACUAUAUUUACAGAGUUCUGCACUGCUGUGUGAAUGGCUCCAGCACGUACACUCAGCAAAGCCAUUACGUGCUGAGUCUGGCGGAUCUCUCGUCCAGUGAUUACGACCCAUUUUUGCCCUUGGGGAAUGUCAAGAGCUCUGAGCCAGCCCAGUGCCACUCCUCCACAGAUUUGGGCAACCUGCUCACCGUUGCCGAGGAAAAAAGGAGGAGGAACUUAGAAUUGAUACCUUUAACGGCGCGGAUGGUUAUGACUCACCUGGUGAAUCACCUGAGCCACUACCCGCUCAGCGGAGGCCCUGCCAUUCUCCACAGUCUCCUUAGUGAGAACCACGACAACUCCUAUGUGGAGUCCUCUGAGCUGUCCUCGGAAGUCUUCCGGAGCCCCAACCUGCAGCUCUUUGUGUUUAAUGACAGCACUCUUAUAUCUUACCUCCAAAUCCCCGCAGAGAAGGCGACAGACACUGAACCAGCAGCAGCCCCCUCAGACGUCAGGGUAAUUGUCAGAGAUAUCUCGGGCAAGUACUCUUGGGAUGGCAGAAUAUUGUAUGGACCUUUGGAGGGCUGCCUUCCGCAGCAGGGCGCAACAAGCGCGUUUGUGAUCUCAGGCAACCCUGAGCACCACUGCAUUUCCCAGAAAGACGUUUCUCAGGUGGAAGAAGGAGAAGACGCUCUCGACCAGUUGCUGGAGAAGAUUGGUAACUCCAGUCCCGAAUGCCUUUUACAUCCCCAGCGAAAGCUGAACGAGCCAUCGCCGCCACCCUUUGGUAUGAGCUACGACCAGGAGAACGCGAUCACAGAAGCCCUGAUGAGGCAGAGCACCCAGGAAAGAGAGUAUAUAUUUAAAUACAGCUCGGACUUCAGUAUGAAGGUGGCCCGUCAGGAGGAACCGCGUCCUGCUGAACCUCAAGCAUCCUUUUACUUCUGUCGGCUGUUGCUGAAUGACUUGGGAAUGAACUCCUGGGAUAGAAGAAAAAGCUUUCAUCUUCUUAAGAAAAAUUCAAAAUUACUGAGAGAACUGAAAAAUCUGGAUUCCCGCCAAUGCCGCGAAACUCACAAGAUUGCAGUGUUUUACAUUGCAGAAGGGCAGGAGGACAAAUGCUCGAUUCUAUCCAACGCAAGGGGAAGCCAGGCAUAUGAAGAUUUUGUGGCUGGGCUGGGCUGGGAGGUUGAUCUUUCAACACACGGUGGGUUUAUGGGUGGCCUGCAGCGCAACGGCAGCACAGGACAAACGGCACCCUAUUAUGCUACCUCUACCGUGGAAAUAAUUUUUCACGUGUCUACAAGAAUGCCGUCAGAUUCAGACGAUUCACUGACCAAAAAGCUUCGUCACUUGGGAAAUGAUGAGGUUCACAUCGUCUGGUCUGAACACACCAGGAACUACCGCAGGGGCAUUAUACCAACAGAUUUCGGAGAUGUUUUAAUUGUUAUUUAUCCAAUGAAGAAUCACAUGUUUUUCAUUGAGAUAAUGAAGAAACCGGAGGUGCCAUUUUUCGGUCCUCUCUUCGACGGAGCAAUCGUGACUGCGAAGCUGCUGCCAAGCCUCAUAUGUGCCACGUGCAUCAAUGCCAGCAGAGCCGUCAAGUCGCUCAUCCCGCUCUACCAGAGCUUUUACGAGGAAAGAGCUCUGUACCUCGAAGCAAUAAUCCAGAACCAUAAAGAAGUAAUGACAUUUGAGGAUUUUGCCGCUCAGGUCUUUUCUCCCUCUCCCAGCUACUCCCUCGGUGGAACUGAUUAGAAUAUGUAAUGGUCUCGUUACGGCAAUUGCCGCAGUCAAUUGUCUUGAAGUAUAAAUCUGGUAAGUAAAGAGUGUCUUUGAAAUGCAAACCGGCUGAGGGAUUGGGUUUAGCUGCCGCCCGACCUCGGCAUUGUUCUGUUCACCGCGUCAGUGCAAUAGCCAGAGUUAGCUAACGCACGAGGACAAAGUUUUAAACCUCGUGGUGAGGAAAAGAACGCAAUGCUGCCUCUGCCCCACAAACGCCAUGGAGUUUCCAAGCAGUGUUCCCAAGAAGUAACGGGACCGGUGCAAGCUGCUAAAAUGCGCAGCGUGGGGCUGCUGCGGGUCCCCGUGAUGGGGUGAGGUAGGUUGUAGGGUUUAAAAUACCCCGAACCGCUCCAGCCCCGUGUUGGGAACGCAGCCGAGCCAGCUCGGGUCUUCGUCCUUAGAAGGUGGAUCCAGCCCCGGGCGCUUUAGUGCCUGCAGAGCGCUGGGCCGGGACCUUGCCCGCCGGUGCCCUGUCCGCCUCGGAAGCCGUGACCGAUUUCCCAGCACGUUUGAGAAGGACGAGGCUCGCCCUGGUCGCGAGCGAGGUUGUCCCUGCUCACCACAGCCUGACGGGCAGCUUCAGCCAAGGCACCGGCUGCCUUUUGGUGCAUUUUCUGCACAUUUAAGAGUCACCCGGGCCAAUAAAGUUGAAGGGAGCGUUGAAAGAUAUCCCUGUAAUCGCCAGUUGCAUAAACCAGCAGCAAAUAAAGGUGCAGCCUGAAAAUACAGCUUAUUGCUGAAUUGGAAAUUGGUUUGCGCUGCAAAACACAACCAGUCUGGAGUUCAGAGGUGGCCACGCAGCUGCCGAGACUGGCCCCGACCUUCCGUGUGGGCUCAGAGCUUCCUCCGUUCUCCCCGCGAGGCUGUUCCUCCGUCCCACCCCCCCCCCAUAAAAACCUUUGUGUCAGGGCUCAGAGAGAGAAUCGUAACAUGGUUUAAAAAUACCGUACCCCAGGGGAGCUGAUGAAAUGACAGUCGCGCCGGGAAACGCCUCGGGACAGGCCAGAACCCCAGCAGCAAGAGCAGGGCUGGGUUGCAGCAUGCGCGUUCGUAUUCCUCGGGGCACCAUUACAGCCGCGCAGGGCAGAGGCGGGAGCCGCGCACGCACCCCGGUUUAUUCAUUUGUUUCUGAGUUUAACGGCUGUAUCCUCACCUGUCCUCAUUCAGCCAGCCUCCUUACUCCCGGCCUCUAGUCGUAAUCGCCUGUGGGGAAUAACUGAGAGGCAACUUAAUGUCGUUGAACAACAAAGCGUAAACACGAGUAGACGCCGCUGGAGCCAUCCGGGUCCCCAGCCCACAAAAAAAAACUUCAGCGGUGGCCGGGAGUGCACUGGGCGCGAUGGGCACUGAAGAGUUCUGUUAAGUAGUGGAACUAAUUAGAAGAAAUUGGGAUUCUUUGGGGUUUUAUUGGAGGCUAAGACACCUUCCAGGUGAAUUUCAUGAAAGCGUUCACGCUAUGGAAGCUCGUUUCCAGCACUCGGUAGUAGGUUAAAUACAAAAGAGCUGUUCAGUGACACACAGCAAAAAUGGGAACUUUACAUAGCGCACCCCUGAAAGAACCAUUUUUUGGGCUCCGUUAUGUGGAUUUUGUUGAUGCUUUGAAGGGUGCGUCCACACCUGGCCCAAAAGUGGCUGCUGCCGGGGGCUCACGUGCUCGCCUGAGCGCUGCUGCCGCUUGCCCGGCCGCUCCUCGCUUUCUCUGGAAGCUGGCAAAGACAAAUUCCUUAUUUCUGCAGGAGAGCACGGUGGGGCGGUUCCUCAGCUGCCCAGGCCAAAGUUCUACUAUAAACGUCAAGCUCACGCGAGUGAUACCCAAGAUUAAUUUGCAAGAAGAGGUGGGGGGGGGGGGCCUGCGUUUUGCCGAGCAGUUAUUCUGAUGCAAAGACAGGCGGGUUGUUUCUUUCCUGAGGUCAUUUUUUUUAUCUGCCCGUUCUGUUUUCCAGGCUGCCUCACCACCAGCGCAAGCGCCGACCUUACCGUCACCAUAGGCAUAGAGCUGGCCGACCAGACCUCGCCCACGUUACCACGUGCCUCGAAGAGCAGAGUCUCCGGGAAGCUUCGCCGCUCCGCCAGCGCCCUCAGCAAGUCUUCCAACUGAGGUGCUGCGGGAGCAGAACUCCGGCCGAGGGAACCCAGGAGACCUUCCAACAGAUAAAUUAUUUACUGCGCCUAUAGAACUUGCUGCUUGGGAUGAGCGUGUGUCGGAGGGGGCGGGCGAGGGGUUGGCUCUGUAAAACUGCAGUUCCCACGUAUUCAGACAGACACGAGUGAUGAUCGGACAUCACCUGCGUUGUCAUCGUGCAUGUCACUGGAUCGUUGCCAUCACAGAGAACGAAGGCGAUGGCAGCUCCCACCACUGGCGUGGCGGCACGCUCUUCUCCCCGAGCACCGGUGCACAAGUACCGCUGUCACGGCAAGCGGACAGGAACCAGGACUGAAACCGGUUAUUUCCUGUAACUUUAGAGCACUGCUUUUAGUCAGUCCGGUCAACGCUCAGUUCUGUAUCAGGGAAUUUUGGCCAAAUAGAGGUUUUCACCUGACUAGCCACCUAAGAACCGCUCCCCUCCUCUGGAGUGUGGGUGAACGACAGAGGUGCUUUCCAGUCUGCGUUCAGCCUCUGCUCCCCUGCUCCUGCCUGGCCCAUCCCGCACCAGUUCUGUGCACGUAGCUGAGAAUUAGUAAUUGUCAAAGAGGUCAUUUACCUGGAAUUCAGGAGGAACCCGCACCAGCUGGGUUCAGCCACUCACCUUCACGUCGCUGCGUUUCUUGUAGACAGAAGCCCUCUUCCUCAGCAGCACCUCUGGCCUUGGGAUCGCUGCGUUGUUUGCAGCAGCGCACGUGAUGGCGGUGUACUGGGAACCACUCACUAGACAAAUAAAAAUAAUCACAGGUUUUGAAGAGCAAAUGCCACACAUUUGCCACCACUCCUUCUCACCGCGGUUUGAAUAAUUAGUGCGCCUCUUUUAGGUAACCUCCUCCCCUGUCACAUCGUCAGAGCAAUAGCCUACAACCUGAAGCAUCUCUAGUCAGAAUAAAAUUAACUGGCACUUUGUGUAGUAAGCAAAUCCUGUCGUUUCAAUAGGAAAUGUCUUUCAUCUACGUGUAUCAUAGGUUUCUAGGGCUGAUAAUUUUUAUAGCUAAAAACCCCUGCCUUGUAAAAACAGAAUAAAUCGGAGAGACGUCCUGCAACCACUCGGGGUGAACGGGGGUGGCCAGAGCGAAGGCAGAAAACCCUCGACGCCGGGGCAGCACCGCGUUCCCCCGGGGCGACACCACGCGCCCCUGGGCGUCCCUGGCCCUCCUGCCGCGCGGGGGGCGAGACGAGGCGGCUGUAAAGCAAAUAGCAUCGGGUUAUUUGGUUUGGUCACGCUGUGAACACCAGCGUCCGCCCGUUCUCAAGUGUUGUGUCAGACCCCUCUGGCCUUCCUGACCCCCUCCCGGUCUGGGCCCCGUUGCUGCUUUUUGUUCCGGUCUUGUUUUGCUGCUCGGCACUCAAACGCACACCUCCGAACUUGGUGUGAGGGCUGAAGGGAAGGGCUUGGCGUGUCGGUGAAGCAAAACGCACCACUGGGCCAGCAUUCUUGUUUUGCACUGCUACUUAGGUGUGAACGUCUGUCUGCGUCAGCGUCCAGCCCCGUAAGCAGGGACUCGCUCUUUGAUAACCGCUCGGCCUUUGCUGCGGGCUCCGCGCAGGGUCUCCUGGUCGGAGGGGCAGAGGUGCCCAGAGCGGGAGCUGCCGAGCACGGAGCUGGCCGGGACGUGGGCACCGCAGCUGUCCUGCUGGGAACAGCAGCCUUGUUGGACAAGGGGGUUGGGUUUCAUUUUCUGCCUCGCGUUUUGGUUUUGCGUUCUACUGAUUGUGUGUUGGUAAAGGAAAUUAGAAAAUAAAACGUGUAUUUUAAUUUAUUUUGUUUUCAGGACUGUAUUGGCAAGGCUGUCUUGUUCUUGAUUAUCCAAUAAAUGGUCUGAAA